GCACAUGUGGUCAAUCCUUGACUCAGAUUCAGGCAUGUUCUGACACACGACAUAGGCGCUAGAUUUCCACGUCUUUCCCGCAGGCGCUUCUUGCGUCGUUCGAUCCCCCUCCGCUAACAACCGUCGGGGUGGGUUGUGAUCCUCGUCGUCCGGUGCCGCUCGCCAUCGCACCGCCGCACUGCAACCCUAUCGCUCCCAUUACCCCUCGCAUUGCGACGUAGCGACCCUCUGCUGAGCCAUGGCCCAAGGAGGGUCUGCGGGGCGCGAAUCUACGGGCGCUGCGACAAGGGAGGGCGCGGAUCAGACGGCGGGUGAAGCGGGGAUGGGAGCGGCUGAGGCGUUCAGCUCGAGCGAGAGUCUGGCGGCGGUCGGGCUGGGCCUGGUGGAGGUGCACCUGGCCGCCAACGAGAGCCCCGCGUCGCGCGAAAAGCGCAUCCGUGCUCUAUUUCUGGCGUUUGACACGGAGAACCGAGGCGCGCUGACGCGGAGGCAGAUCGAGCGGGGCUUGGCGCGCAUGGGCGUUCCGGUGGACUACAAGUUCUCCAAGGAGCUGCUCGCCGCCAUCGACCAGAACGGCGACGGCGUGUGCGACUACAGCGAGUUCCACCGCUACAUGGACUGCAAGGAGGUGCAGCUGUACCGCCUCUUCCAGCGCAUCGACACCGACUUCGACGGCUCCAUCUCCAUGGAAGAGCUCGCCGCUUCCCUUGAACAGGACGGCAUCCAUCUGCUGCCCGGCGAGCUGCACGCCUUCAUGUACCGCAUGGACCGCAACCACGACGGGGUCUUGUCGUUUGCCGAGUGGCGCGACUUCCUGCUGCUUUUCCCCCACCGCGCCACCUCUGUUGCCACCGUCUACGAGUACUGGGAGCGAGUGCAGCAGGUGGACAUAGGCGAGCAGCCCGUCAUCCCCUCGGGCCUCUCCGCCUCGCUCUCCUCGUCCCCCGACGCCUCCGCCCUCGCCUGGCGCUACUUCCUGGCGGGCGGCGUGGCGGGCGCCGUGUCGCGUACUGCCACGGCGCCGCUGGACCGCCUCAAGGUGCUGCUGCAGUGCGCCAAGCAGACCGCCAGCCCCGCUACUGCCGCUGCUGGUGCGGGUGCUGGUAGUGCUGGUAGUGCUGCCACAAGUGCUGUUCGUGCUAGUGGUGCCGCUGUGAGUGCUGUGCAGGCAGUAGCAGGGGGUGCAAAGGCGGGUGCAUCUUGUGCAGGUGUCAGCCGACCAACAGUUGCUGCAGCGGCAACAACAGUAGUAGCAACGGCGAGGGCAGCAGGGAGACUGACCAGUGCGACCGUUCUUGACAGACCCUCGCCAGCUGCCACAGCACCCCACGCAACAGUCCCAGCAGCAGCAGCAGCAGCAGCAGCGCAAUCACCUGCCCCCACUUACCUCCACCACCCAACCCCAUCCCAUGCCACUCCUCCCUCCCCCUCCGCCUCCUCCCCUCCUCCCCACCACCCCCGCCGCCGCCACCCCCGCUGGCAGUUCUCCCUCCUCCGCACCCCCGCUCCCCUACCCCAUUCUCUCGCACUGCAACCCUCUGCAGCAGCAUCAGCCGCCCACCUGCCGCCCAGCACGCCUUAUUGGCAGCACAACUUGCAGCCCGGGCGGCACGGCACUAGUGCGGGGCGGCUGACGCUGUGGCGGGCGACGCAGCAGGUGUACGGGGAGGGCGGCGUGGCGGCGUUCUUCAAGGGCAACGGCAUCAACGUCGUCAAGGUGGCGCCUGAGUCCGCCAUCAAGUUCUACGCCUACGAGCUCUUCAAGCGGGCGCUGGGGUCUGCUGCUGAUGGUGCUGGCAGCAAGGCUGCGGAGACGCCCCUCUCGCGCCUGGUGGCGGGCGGCAUGGCGGGCGCGGUGGCGCAGACAGCGGUGUACCCGCUGGACCUCGUCAAGACGCGCCUGCAGACCUACCACCUCACGUACGGACGAAGUCCGCCGCCCCUCGCCGCCUUGACGGUGGAGAUCGUGCAGCGGGAGGGCGUGGGCGCGCUGUUCCGCGGGCUGCUGCCGUCCAUCCUGGGCAUGAUCCCCUUCGCCGGCAUCGACCUGGCCGCGUACGAGACGCUCAAGGACGCCUUCACGCCCUGGAUUGAAAGGCGCCCAGAGGCGGCGCCACUGCUGCAGCUGGCGUGUGGCACGGUGUCGGCCACCGUGGCCGCCACACUCGUCUUCCCACUGCAGGUCAUCCGCACACGGCUGCAAGCUCAUGUCACCACACCGCACGCACCGAGCAGCAAUCCGAGACUAGGAGGGUCGGCAGCAGCCCUGGCAUCUGCAUCAGUGGGCAGAAGGGGCCCGUCCAUGGGCGAUGUGACGCGGGAGCUUUGGCAGGAGGGCGGCGUGCACGCCUUCUUCCGAGGGGUGGUGCCCAACCUGCUCAAGGUGGUGCCCGCUGCUAGCAUCACGUAUGUCACGUACGAGCACAUGAAGAAAGUGCUCGCUAUAGGAUAGGCCGAGAGUGCCGUCUAAUUAAUGUUAUGUAGUGGAUGAGAGCCUGUUCAGGGUGUGACAGCGCUUGCAUUAUUGAUGGUCCCAUAUUGCUCACAUUUCA
Messenger RNA from Closterium sp. NIES-67, 2552 nucleotides. The record is from the annotation of a GenBank genome assembly. NCBI's taxonomy places the organism in Eukaryota, Viridiplantae, Streptophyta, Zygnematophyceae, Desmidiales, Closteriaceae.